AUAUAAUUCCUUUAGCCCUUUGGACUUGGUACAACUACAGUGGAGAACUAGAAGGCUAGACACAACUUCCUCUCCCUCUCUUCUGACCAACUAAAGAAGCAUUCACGCAAGCAGCGGUUGGACACUUAAAUUAAACUCACCAAACACAGUGACCAUCGUCAUCACAAUCUCACCUUCUAUAUAUCUCGCUCUCAAAGAGUCCUCGUACUAAUUAUCAAACUCCCACAGCCAAAAUGGAGCUCGUAGAUUUCAACCCGAGACCCCGAGGCCUAAACCCUACCCUGGGCGAGCUCCUCCAGUGGGUCGGAGAUGCACAGAGUCCCGACAUCACUCCUCAUGAUCAUGUUCUUGAGUUAGGGUACGGUUGCACCUCCGGGUCCUCCUCCUACCCUUUUGUCCUCUCAUUCACUGAUCUCACAUACAGCGUAGAAGUCCAGCGUAAAAUGACCUUAGUACCCGCCUGUUUCAAAAGGAAACCAAAUACGGCAGAGGUUAAACUGGGCAUGAACAACAACAGCACAAACCCAAACACAAAAGUUUUGCUCAAUGGCAUAUCCGGUGAGGCCAGAGAAGGCGAGAUCAUGGCAGUUCUCGGAGCAAGCGGGUCGGGAAAAUCAACGCUCAUUGACGCUCUAGCGGAUAGAAUCGCCAAGGACAGCUUAAAAGGCUCGAUCACACUAAACGGGGAGGCCUUAGACUCAAGGCUCUUGAAGGUCAUAUCAGCUUAUGUCAUGCAAGACGAUCUUUUGUUCCCAAUGCUAACGGUUGAAGAAACUCUCAUGUUCUCAGCUGAAUUUCGGCUUCCUCGGAGAUUAUCAAAGUCGAAGAAGAAAGCUCGAGUCCAGGCUCUGAUCGACCAACUUGGUCUUCGAAAUGCCGCCAAGACUGUGAUCGGUGACGAGGGCCACCGAGGCGUCUCAGGAGGCGAAAGAAGGCGGGUUUCAAUUGGAAUCGACAUAAUUCACGACCCCAUUGUUCUGUUUCUUGAUGAGCCGACCUCGGGGCUGGAUUCGACGAGUGCUUAUAUGGUGGUGAAGGUUUUGCAGCGGAUUGCACAGAGUGGGAGCAUUGUGGUCAUGUCAAUUCACCAACCUAGUUACAGAAUAUUGAGCUUGAUGGACCGGUUGAUUUUCUUGUCACAUGGACAGACUGUGUAUAGCGGAUCGCCGGCGAAUCUUCCGGUGUUUUUCGGGGAGUUCGGGCAUCCGAUUCCUGAGACUGAGAAUCGGACUGAGUUUGCUCUUGACCUCAUUCGAGAACUCGAGGAAACCCCAGGCGGAACCAAGAACUUGGUGGAAUUCAACAAAUCAUGGCAGAUCACCAUGGACGAACAAAAACAACGAGAAAAUCAGAACAACUUGAUCAACUCCAACUGCAAGCCAAGGCUUUCUCUCAAAGAUGCAAUUAGUGCUAGCAUUUCAAGAGGCAAACUAGUCUCCGGAGCACCAAAUGAUUCAAACCUCUCCUCAUCAGUCCCCACAUUUGCCAACCCUUCUUGGAUUGAAAUUGCAGUCAUCUCCAAACGCUCCCUCACAAACUCCCGAAGACUGCCCGAACUCUUCGGCAUUCGCCUAGGUGCGAUCCUCGUCACCGGCAUCAUCCUAGCCACCAUGUUUUGGCACCUAGAUGAUUCCCCGAAGGGCAUCCAAGAGCGCUUAGGGUUCUUCGCAUUCGCCAUGUCCACCACAUUCUACACUUGCGCCGAGGCCAUCCCCGUCUUCCUCCAAGAACGCUACAUUUUCAUGCGCGAAACCGCCUACAAUGCCUACCGCCGUUCCUCAUACGUCCUAGCUCAUUCCAUAAUCUCCAUUCCCUCCCUAGCCUUCCUCUCCAUAGUCUUUGCCGCUACUACCUUCUGGGCCGUGGGGCUCGCUGGUGGACUCCACGGCUUCCUCUUCUUCUUUUUCACUACUUUUGCGGCCUUCUGGGCCGGGAGCUCAUUCGUCACGUUCCUGUCAGGCGUUGUGACACAUGUCAUGUUGGGAUACACCGUUGUGGUGGCAGUUCUAGCUUAUUUCGUACUCUUUAGUGGAUUUUUCAUCAGUAGGGAUAGAAUCCCACCCUAUUGGCUUUGGUUUCACUACAUUUCCCUAGUGAAGUACCCUUAUGAGGGCGUUUUGCAAAACGAACUCGAUGAUCCAAUCAAGUGCUUCGUGAGGGGGACCCAGAUGUUUGAUAACUCACCAAUAGAGGCCUUCCCCGUGGCAAUGAAGUUGAAGCUUCUCAAGAGCAUGAGCACAACUUUGGGCGUGAACAUCACGGCGUCCACCUGCGUGACCACCGGAAUGGAUAUACUGAAGCAGCAGGGGAUCACGGAACUCAGUAAAUGGAAUUGCCUGUGGAUCACCAUUGCUUGGGGGUUCUUCUUUAGGAUUCUCUUUUACUUUGCCUUGUUGUUGGGCAGUAAAAAUAAGAGGAGGUAAAAAAAAUGAAGGAAAUGUGAUAUAUUCAGAGUCACAGCCAUGUAAUAUUGUGGUGGUGUACAAACCUCUAUGAUUAUUAUUUGCUUAUUGAUUUUCAGUGUAUAAUUGUAAGUUUACCAUGUAGUUUUGUAGUUCAUGCAACUCUUUGCUUAUGAAAGAUUUAUUUGGAGGCUAA
This is a messenger RNA of Pyrus x bretschneideri (Chinese white pear), 2598 nucleotides long. RefSeq names its product ABC transporter G family member 20-like. The record is from RefSeq and is a predicted model, not a curated record. Gene Ontology annotation, molecular function: ATP hydrolysis activity; ATP binding; ABC-type transporter activity. NCBI's taxonomy places the organism in Eukaryota, Viridiplantae, Streptophyta, Magnoliopsida, Rosales, Rosaceae. Gene Ontology annotation, cellular component: membrane. The transcript has 2 exons. The coding region runs from base 234 to 2423 and encodes 729 amino acids.